Molecule: messenger RNA, 1170 nt
Organism: Centruroides sculpturatus (bark scorpion)
Lineage: Eukaryota; Metazoa; Arthropoda; Arachnida; Scorpiones; Buthidae
Product: gamma-glutamylcyclotransferase-like
Exons: 4
Coding region: 296-862 (188 amino acids)
Molecular function (GO): gamma-glutamylcyclotransferase activity
Source: RefSeq, a predicted model, not a curated record
UAUUUCAUGGAAUAAAAAUGUAAAUCAGAUAUUUAAUAUGUACUGUCAGUUUGACUAUUCCAAAACAAAAUCAUUAUGAUUAAAUUUUUAAUUGUUCAACUCUUAUAAUAAAUUGCAUGUGACCAGUGGUGCAGCCAGAGAAUGCAAGGGAGCAAUUGAAUUUCCUACUACUAAUAUCCUUUCUUUUUUAACAUUGAAAUUUGUUUAUAUGUAAAUGUAAAAUAAACUAAAGCCCGCCACCACAUAAGUAUAAGUUUAAACUGUACAGUUCAGUUUUGAAUGUUUAGCAGUGGCCAUGGAAGCUUUGGUUGAUAUUAACUCAAGACAUAAGAUGAAUACUGAAAAAGACAUGCUUCACACUUCACAAGAUAAGAUAGUAUUUUAUUUUGCUUAUGGAAGUAAUUUAUCUUCAGACAGAUUAAAAAUUAAUAAUCCAUCUGUAGUUAAGAAUACAAUUGGUAAACUAAAGGGAUAUGAAUUGAGUUUUCAAGGAUACUCAGAUUUUUGGAAAGGUGCUACAGCAAAUAUUACUGAAAAUAAAAGUUGUGAAGUUUGGGGAACUGUAUGGCAGCUGCCAGAAAAUCAGAUUAUCAAUUUAGAUAAGCAAGAAGCAGGAUACAAUUCGAUUCAAGUAAGAAUAGAAACAAUAGAGGGCAAAGAAAUGUUAUGUAAAACAUAUCAAAUGCCUGAGAAACAGAUAAAUAAGCCAUCCACUAUUUAUAAAGCUGUAAUAGUUUAUGGUGCAGUUGAACAGAACUUGCCUGCAGAAUAUAUAAAUAAACUCAGAAAUUUUGAAGAUAAUGGAUAUAAAGGCUCUAUAAAUAUUUCUAUUGACAUUAAUAAAAUUUUAACUAUAUUAUAAUCUGAAACAUAAGUAUUUAAUGAAUUAAUAUUUAAUUCUAAAUUUGGAGAUUUACUACAUUAAAGAAAAGUUGAUUUUUGGAUUUAAAUAUAAACUUAAUUUUUAUCAUGUUUUAUUCUAUUGUUUAAAUAUUUUGUAUACUGUAUGGAAUGUUUUAAUAUACAAAAACAAAAUACAAAAAAUGAGCAUAUUUUCAGAAACUGAAUGAAUUUGUUCACUAAAUUUUAAUUUCAUUGUUGUGGAUGGAUGUUUAUUUUGAACAUGAAUGUAUUGUUUUUAAUUAAUCAAGGAUAUAUUUUAAAAUAAAC